CGUCCUUGGGUUAGCGCAACGCGCGUUGACAGAUGUGUGAAAUGUGAUGGCAUUUUUAUUUCUUGUAACCGCCUCUUAAUUAUUGUUAUUUUCGGUUGAUUACACAAGUUUUAAACAUAAAAACCAUGUGGCAUGAGGCAAGACGACAAGAACGCAAAAUUCGUGGCAUGUUGGUGGACUAUCGGCGAAGGGCAGAACGACGCCGUGAUUUCUACGAAAAAAUCAAAGCCGACCCAACUCAGUUUUUACAAAUCCACGGAAGACAAUGCAAGAUUCACUUGGACCCCUCCAUCGCAGCUGCGGCAGACAGUGCUUCGGCAAUGAUGCCGUGGCAAGGACAAGCUGAUAAUUUAAUUGACCGUUUUGAUGUAAGAGCACAUUUAGAUUUUAUCCCCCCUGUUAAGAAGGAAGAAGAGGAGGAAUUGACGUUUGAAGAACGGCAAAUUAAUUACGAACGGUACCGGAUUAUUGCCCAAAACUCGUUCCUUAGCAUCAAUGAGGAGAAGUUUUUGAAACAAUUGCAUCUGGAGGAGCAGUUUGGCUACACUGAGUCCAAGUCAAAGAAGGAGCAAAGGACUGGAGGUGCUAGUAUUGGGUUUAACUACGAGGACAACACUGCACAAACUUUGGCCCCUGACUACCACAAUGAUGAAGAAUCAGACGGCAAUUCUGAUUCUGAUUUGGACGUUGAUUUGUCCAUUAAUGUUUCAAAAAUGGAUUCGGUUCAAGCACACGAAAUGAAUCGCCACGGCAGAAACUUUGGGAUGAGCUCAAAUGAUUUUUAUUCGUUUCUUACAAAUGAUCUUGAAGAGGCGGAAAGCUUCAGACUUGCCAAAGAAGAAGAGCAUGAAAAAGCCUUGUUUUCAGGACGAAAAUCGCGAAGGGAGCGCCGAGCACAUAGGGAAAAACGUCUGGCUAAUAGGGUGAUAAGUCCUCCAAGUUACGCCGCACGGACAUCACCUACUUACCCUUCGUUUCGGAAAAGUAAAUCGCCUUCGAAAUCACCGACGCCGGAAAAUAGUGGCAAAAUUACAUACAUCACAUCGUUUGGUGAUGAGGAAGAAAGCCCUUCGACUAGUAAACCAAACAAUGAUAAGUCAAAGCAAGCAAAAAAGAGACGAAGAAAUUCUAGUUCAGAAAGAACAGUUUAUAGGAGAAGUUACAGUAGAGAAAAGAAUUAUAAAGGAAGGCGGUCAAGGAGUCGAGAUACGAGGAGUCGCUCAAGGGCAAGACGGCGAAGUAUCUCAAGAGAUAGAUACAGGAAGUCCCGGUCUCGUUCUAGAGGCCGCAGUUAUCGUCGUAAGCGUUCCACUAGUUCAUCGUCUGUUUCUUCAUCUUCGACUUCUUCAUCUUCAUCUAAAAGUAAAUCUCGUUCUUCAUCCCCAAAGUAUCGCAAAAAAUCGUCAUCGUCUCGUUCGCCCAGUCCUGUGAAAAAAUCAAAGUCAAAAAGUCCCGAGAAGAAAGAAUCUCCGCCGAAAGUCGUUUCUCGAUAUUACGGACGGAAGAAAAGUGAUCAAAGUUCGUCAGAAUUAAGCGAUACAAGCAUCAAGGACGAAGAAAUGAGAGUGGCAAAUAGCCCGGUCAACUCUGAAAAAUGGACUGGCUAUGGUAAUUCUGGCUCCGUGAUCAAAAAAACUGGCCAGAACUUGAGCAUUCAAGAGCGCCUUAAACGGAAACGCCAAGCCUUAUUAAAUAAACAAUUCAAAGCCGACAAAAUCGCGGAACAGUUAAAGACAGAGCGUGAAAAACAGGAACAGCAGACCAGAGAGCACGAGUUGCGCGAAAUGGCAAUAAAAUUGCGCCGAAGACAAAGAGAAAAACGCCACGCUUAUGAUAGCAAUAAAAGCUCAAAUAGUUCUGAUUCUGAUUCUAGUAAAAGUAAAAGUCCGCCGCCCACAGUUGAGAAUCGAGAAGACGAACCUCGAGCAAUAAAAACUCGAAGAAGACAAAGGGAGAAACGUCACUCUUCGAGCAGUUCCAGUUCCGACUCUAGCAAAAGCAAGAGUCCGCCUCCUCCUGUCCCAACCGUUUCAACAUACAAUUCGUACAAAAAUGAAAAAACACGAAGUCCAAGUCCGCACGCAAGCAGAAGGGAUGAUUAUCGAGAGGCGAGAAGAAGUAGGGAAAGAAGAGAUCACAGUCGUGAUAGACGGGCUUCAAGGUCGCCAAGAAGGUGCAACGAGAAAAAAGUCGUGUACAGAGACAGAAGGGACAGGAGAAGAGAUGAUUAUGAGCGAGACAGGGACUAUAAAAGAGAUAGUUACGACCGAGACCGUGAUAGGGAUAGGAGAGAGGAACGCGGUAGCCGCUCUUUAGUGGAUUACUGAUUUAAAUUAUGAUAAGUUUUUGUUUGUAAUAAAAUUGUUUAGUAGAGCUCACACGAGUAAUUUUUUUGAGGGUGAAUAUUUAAUAGCUAAGAAGUGAGAAAUAAAGGUUGAGGUGGAA
Molecule: messenger RNA, 2445 nt
Organism: Tribolium castaneum (red flour beetle)
Lineage: Eukaryota; Metazoa; Arthropoda; Insecta; Coleoptera; Tenebrionidae
Exons: 12
Coding region: 126-2327 (733 amino acids)
Source: RefSeq, a predicted model, not a curated record